Molecule: messenger RNA, 693 nt
Organism: Henningerozyma blattae CBS 6284
Lineage: Eukaryota; Fungi; Ascomycota; Saccharomycetes; Saccharomycetales; Saccharomycetaceae
Gene: SEC66
Product: Sec63 complex subunit SEC66
Exons: 1
Coding region: 1-693 (230 amino acids)
Biological process (GO): post-translational protein targeting to membrane, translocation
Cellular component (GO): Sec62/Sec63 complex
Source: RefSeq, a predicted model, not a curated record
AUGUCUUUCGAAAAUAAUAAUACAUUCACAGAGGCAAACAAUGCCUUUAAUGGCACUUUCAAUGAAACCUUCAAUAAUGAUAAUUAUUCAAAUACUAACGGCACAGCCUUUGAUGAUACUAAAUUAGAAGACUCAAUCAUGGCAGUCUCAGUCUAUACUCCAUUAAUCUAUGUUGGUAUUUUAUUAAUAUCUUUAAUGGUCUUUGGGUCACAAUACAGAAAGAAUCAAGUGAAAAAAUUGGCAAAAUUAAAAUCAAUCUUUGAUGAACAAGAAGCAAAAGAUUUAUAUUUUGAACUAAAGACAUUGAACGAAUCAGGCGAGACUAAAAUCCAUGACAAAGUCCUGAAAGCUGCCCUUUUGAAUAGAGGUAGUGAAGCUAUUAGGCGUUCUCUUAAAUUAAAAGAAUUAGCUCCACAAGUCGAAAUCAAUUAUAAGACAGGAUCUGUUGGUGAAGAUUACUGGCAAAGAUAUCAAAAUGAAGUUAAAUUAAUCGAGUUAGAAUUCAAGGAAACUUUACAAGAAGCGGAAUUACUGCAGCCUGGUUGGUCCCAAAUGUUUGUUGUAGUUGCUAAAGAAAUUUGUUUUAAUCAAGCAUUAGCUAGACGUUAUCAAUCUAUUUUAAAAAGAAAAGAAGUUGCUAUAGAAAAAUGGGAUUUAAAGUUAGAUAAUGAUGGUAAAUUGAUUGAGAAUUAG